CACACACUUUCCCUUAUAAGUCAUGCAAUGAGACUACUAUUCCUCUAUAAAGCUCCCCCUUUCUUCUCUCUCAAUCUUCAUCUUGUUCAACCUCUACAAGCCAAAAAGAGAGAACAUACAAUGCUAGGCAAACAGGUUGUUUCCCUCAAAAAAUUAGCCAAGAAAGUGAAGGUUAUUGGUGGAGGUCAAAACCAAGAGCCUACACAACAUGAAUGUCUGCUCAGGGGGUUUGAGGAUGGCAUGUCUCCUUCUGCAGCAACAACACCAACUGGGUUUUUCGCGCUUUACGUGGGCGAGGAGAGAGAGCGGUUCGUGGUGCCGACGAGCUUCCUUUCACAUCCACUCUUCAAAAUGUUGUUGGAGAAGGCAUAUAGUGAGAAUGGAUUCAACCGGAGGAACAAACUAGUGGUUCCAUGUAGUGUUUCUACCUUUCAAGAGGUGGUUAAUGCUAUUGAAUGUAGUAAUGGGAAGUUUGAUUUUGGCCAAUUGGUUGAGGAGUUCUUGUAGAUUAGUUUAGUUUGGAAGAACAAGAGAUGAGAGAUUAUCUCUCAUUUUUUUCCUGAGUAGUCUUUUUGAGAUCACAAGCCCUGGUUUGUAGAUUAUUUACAGUUUAGAACAAUCAACAGAUGAAGAAGUUUGAUAAGUUGACUCAAGCUUCAGGUCCGUUGUGUUCAUAGAGGCAGGGCAGCUGAGGCCCUUUGUUCAAAACAAUCGCUUGAAAAGUGAAUAAAGAAAACAAUUAUUUCA
Tripterygium wilfordii is the source of this 747-nucleotide messenger RNA. RefSeq names its product auxin-responsive protein SAUR50-like. NCBI's taxonomy places the organism in Eukaryota, Viridiplantae, Streptophyta, Magnoliopsida, Celastrales, Celastraceae. The transcript has a single exon. Gene Ontology annotation, biological process: response to auxin. The record is from RefSeq and is a predicted model, not a curated record. Bases 28 to 507 code for a protein of 159 amino acids.